Molecule: messenger RNA, 3084 nt
Organism: Mytilus californianus (California mussel)
Lineage: Eukaryota; Metazoa; Mollusca; Bivalvia; Mytilida; Mytilidae
Product: sodium/hydrogen exchanger 9B2-like
Exons: 10
Coding region: 246-1841 (531 amino acids)
Biological process (GO): proton transmembrane transport
Cellular component (GO): membrane
Molecular function (GO): antiporter activity
Source: RefSeq, a predicted model, not a curated record
CGAAAUAUGUGUAAAUACGAGCACACAUAAUGAUGACAUUCAUCACAAGAGCGAAAUAACUUUAGUCUUUUAUAUAGUAGAGAGACGAUACAGAAAGGGAAGAACGGAGAAGGAGAAGGCAUCAAUAACUUCUAAAGAUGCCGUUGCUUUAUAUAGCAAAUACAUGUAUAUCCCUUCCAGCUGUCAAGAACUGUACUGCAUGGCAUUUGUCCAUGUAAAAAUCUGAGGACCACAAAGAAGUUCUAAUGUCUAAAGAAACAGACAUAGCAGACGGUAUGAAUGGUGUUAUUUUGGAGGAGGAUAUUGAAGAGACAGAGCAAGAGAGCACCAGGAAAUGUCAUGGACUGAGGACAUUUUGUCACAACUUUUGCUUGCCAUGCAGAACAAAGUACCACCCUUUACCAGAGAAUCCAAACUGUUGGGAUAGAUUCAAGUUUACUUUUAUGUGUCCACCACAUGGAGUGAUUGCUAGAUAUUUACAGUUUCUUUUUCUCUGUGGCAUAACAUUUGGUGUUCUGUUAGCAUUGUUUAAGGACUAUGCCUUACCUGGAGGAAAUUUCUUCUCACUCUACGUUUUAUUUUUUGGUUCAGUUCUUGGUGGUUAUUUGAUAUCUUUCAUCAAGUUACCCCCCUUAUUAGGUAUGUUAUUGGUUGGUGCUUUACUCAGAAAUGUUCCAGUGAUUGAUGUAGUGGGCAAUCAUUUGGAUAACAAAUGGUCAGGUGCUUUAAGACAAAUAGCAUUGACAGUUAUUCUUAUACGAGCAGGACUUGGACUAGACCCUGUAGCAUUAAGGAAAUUGUCUUUCACUGUUGUACGACUUGCCUGUUCUCCUUGCCUGGUAGAAUGUAUUUCAGAAGCUAUAGCAUCACAUUUCCUUCUUGGAUUACCUUGGGAAUGGGCAUUCAUGCUUGGGUUUGUUUUAUCAGCGGUAUCCCCAGCAGUUGUAGUACCAUCUCUCCUAAACUUGUCAGACAGAGGUUAUGGGUUAAACAAAGGAAUUCCUACAUUAGUGAUAGCAGCAGCCAGUAUAGAUGAUGUGCUGGCCAUUACUGGUUUUGGUGUUGUACUUGGUAUAGCUUUUUCUACAGGUGAUUUGGCUGUGUCUAUAAUAAAAGGACCAGCAGAAGCACUGCUAGGUGUGGCAUAUGGAGUCAUUGGUGGUAUACUCCUCUGGUACAUUCCAGCUAAAGGGGAUAAUUUCAUUUUCUACAGAGGGAUGACAUUACUAGGGGCUGGAUUAAUGGCAACCUUUGGUAGUGCUGCAAUAGAACUCUCUGGAGCAGGACCUCUAGGUGUUCUUACUAUUGCAUUUGUUGCUGCUUUCAGAUGGAGGAAAGAAAAAAAAGAUGAUCAGGACCCUAUCAAAGACAUUGUUGCCAUUUUGUGGAUGUUGUUCCAGCCCAUGUUAUUUGGACUAAUUGGUGCUGAAGUACAAAUAUCAAAAAUAGAUGGAGAGACAGUAGGUCUGGGACUUGCAACUCUUUCCAUUGGUAUGGUAAUUAGACUGGCUGUAUCAUUCCUUGCUGUAUUUAGAUCUGGUCUAAACUUCAAAGAAAUGUUAUUUAUUACAUUUGCAUGGUUCCCAAAAGCUACAGUUCAGGCUGCUAUUGGAGGUGUAGCACUAGAUGCUGCCAGGAGGAAAGGUGAUCCGACAUUAGAAGCAUAUGGAGGGAUCAUUCUUACAAUGGCUGUCUUAUCUAUUAUCAUAACAGCACCAAUUGGUGCAAUAGCAAUUGCCAUCUCAGGACCAAGGUUACUGAAAAGGACUGUAAAGGACAAAGAAUAUGGUGAAGAAGAUGUACAAAACACUGAUGAACUGGCAGAAAUAACCAAAGUUUAACAUCUAUUGUAAUCAUAUCAUCAUUUUUAAACAUGUUGACAUAUCAUUUGUAAAGAAAUACCUCACGAUUUUAUAUUUAGAAUUGUUUUAAUGUAUAUGUGUCUUAAAUGUCAUGAUAAACUAGAUGAUAGAUUAUGUAUUAAAAAUGAAGGAAUAUUUUUCUCUUUUUUGCUGAUUUUACCUCUGUUUAAAAACAAAACUGGAUAAGGUAGCAAUACACACUUAGGAAUUUGGUUUCACAUUUUGACCCUUGUGAAUUUUUUCAAAUAUGAAAGUUAUGGUGCAAUAAAAUUAAUUUUUAGAUAGCUGAAGAUUAAUAUAGUCUUCAAAGAGGGUUUAUAUGAGCAUAAAGAUUGUUUUUGCAUGUUUUAUACUGUAAAUUCAGAAAUUAUUGUGAUGUUUUUAUUAUUGCAAAAAAUGCGACAGGGUUAUAAUCGCAAUAAUUUAAACUUGCAUUUUGAAAUUUUUUAUAUGAAUUAAACAGGAUUUUUCUCAAUAUCGCAAAAAUUAAAUGCGCAUUUUAGUCUAAAAUGACAAAGUCGCAAUAAUAAAUUUCUGAAUUUACAGUAGGGCAUUUUCUGUUUAACAGUCCGUAUUUUCACAUCCAUACCGGCCAAUUGCAAUAUUUUCCAUCAAAUAAAUUUUUUACGCUAGAACUUUUCAAUUCAAUUAUAUGGAAAAAUAAGGUGAAAUGCAUAUGCUUUUUAUUUGAUCUCUUGAUAGAUAAAUGUCAAUAGAUUCAGAAAAGGUAUCACUCAAAUGUAUGGAAAUUCUAAUUUGGACCAAAUUUGGGGGAAUAUGGGGGCAUUUGUGACAUUUUCAGUAAGCCUAAUUUGUUAAAAAAGCAAGGGAAAGAGGGUCGUAAAAAAUCAUGAGUGUCAAUUUUAAGUUUUUUCCUAACUGUGUAUUGCUACCCGACCUUUUGGAUAUUAAAAUAAAAUAAAAAAAGGGUAAAAGAACAUCCAGAAAAUUUUCCAGACUUAUUGUAGGGGAAGUAAUUACAAGAUUAGAAUAAAAUGGAUCAUAAAAUGUACAUACACUAAGUUGAUAUUGACAUUAAUUCACUUUUUACUGAAUUAGAAUUUACUUCUUGAUAAUUUUCAGGGAGAGGGGAAUGAAUUUUUAUUUUUAAAGAGUAUUAUUAUGAAAAGUAAGAUAUUUUUAAGACUAUUUAUUUUUAUGUAGCUCAAGUCUAGUCAUUUGCUUUUUUUUUUUAAAUUGCUGAAAUAAAAAUAUUUGAUAA